CUGCUUGGUCCGGCGCUGGCCUGGCUGUGGAGCUUGCAGGAAUCUGAGGUCCGGGCUGAGGUUUCAAGGGCCUGAAUGGACACUGGACACGAGGGUGGGAAUUUUAAUUUACCAGCAAGAGAAAGGGACAGGUUAGUUUGUUUAUGCUCAGUCACAGCCUGGAGAACUCUCCUUGAGACCCGCUCUGAACUGGUUCAGUGAAGCCCCAGACCCGCCAAGGCCCCCCGCCCUCCCCUGCGACCCCAUCCCGCCUCUUGGAAAGCGCUCGAGCCGGAGUGGGCGGUGGACUGGGUCCAAUAUUUUCUGUAAUGAGAAAUUUUUGCCCGCAUAUUUUUAGCUUUCUCCAAAGCGCUGUGGCCUUUGAAGGUUGAGGGGGCAGUGGUCGCUGAUGCCAAGCCCUGGGAAUUCACCCUAUGGGCUGGGACAACAGGUAAUGGGUGGUGGGCACUGGGCCAGGGGUCAGUGGGCAGAGGGUGAUGGGUAUUGUGUGAUGUGUUGGAGCUUGUGGGCGGUGGGUGACCAGUGGUGGGUCAGGAGCCAGUGGGGGUGGGCAGGGGACAGUGGGUAGGGGUGAUCAGUCAGGGUUGGUGGGCGGUGGGCAGUGGGUGCUGGAGCAGGGGUGCUGGGCACAGACUAGGGGCAGGUCUGGGCCUGGCUCGGACAAAACCCUCCCUGAGUCUGAGGUGGACCUUUGAGCCCAGGAGUGCAGACUGCAGUGGACGGGGACAGACCCCAUCAAAAACCCUGCCCUGGGUCUGGGCCUGGGGCUGACAGUCGACUCUGAGUGACCCCUGACCCUGAUUGGGCCUUGAACCUAAGACUGACCCCGGUCCCCAAAGUGAGCCUGACCACUGACCCUUGAUUCCAGCAGAAGCUCACUCCAGAACGACCCCUGACCUUAGCUGACGCCCCCUGCCGGCAGAGCCUGGAGGCUGGGAUGGCCACCCACUCUGGGAGGCGACAGAGCCUCUUGGGGGCCCACAGCGGGACCCAUCGGGCAGGGGUCCGCGAGGGCAGCUGGGCAGCUGUUCCCGCGCCCCCGUCCCCGCCUUGCCCGGGGCCGGACCGUGGAGCAGCUCUGCCCUCCCCUCCCCUCCUCGAGGGCCCCUCCUCCGGGAGCACGGCGGGCGCAGGGAGGUUGAAUGGGGGACGUGCGCCUUUGUUCCUGUCCCUGCUCGGGCUCUGACCUUGAGAGAGAGACAAGAACAGAAGGAAAACGGAGCUUCUGCUCAAAUCCGCUCGGCGGUGGCGGCGGCUCUCGCCUCGGUGGCCCCUGCAUGCAAAUGAGCCGACCCAUCCGGGCCUUUGCUGGAUGUCCCCUCACCUGCUGUGCCCUUCUGUCUCCCACACCCCUGCAACCCUGCGGGUCCAAGUCCUGCUGGGUGUGACAGGAGAGACCCUCACCCAUCCAUGAGGUCCCAUGCCAUGGAGGGUGCUCUCGUCCCAGGGCAGAGAGAGCUUCUGGGUGGACCCCUUUGCCGGCCAGGACUGGCACCCCUGGGCUCGCAGCCCCUCUUCCUGGGCUCAGGCCCCACGCCUUCCAGAGUGGUCCCAUCACUUCCCAAAGAGCCAGACCAGCCAUCCCGGGCCGAGCCUGGCCUGUGUGGCUGGAGCCCCAGGCCCUCACUCCAGCGGUGUCCACAUGGUCUGUUUGGGGCCUUGCCACGUGACCCUGGGCCAGUUCUGGUCCUCCCUCGGCCUCCCGGGCCUGCCCCACCCACCACCUGGGGGCAGGUUCCCACCCUCCUCUGUAGAGCCACCUCAGCCAGCCCUGGGACUUCAGACUUGGGCACCUGCAGUCAAUGCACAAGACCCAGAAGCCAGAACACCCCAAACAGAUGGGCAGAGCUCUCUGGAGGGCAGAGAACAGAGAACCUUGGGGGUGGGGGUUGGGGGGGUGACUGAAGUACAGGGAGGACGAUGGGCCUUGAAGGAGGAACCAGAAUUUUACAGGAAGAGCAGGGAAGGCCUCCCAGGCACGGUGCAGCCCAAGCAAAGAGGGGUGAGUGCCGGUAGGAGAGCAGGAAGCUCAGGGCACGUGUGGAACAUGGCCACAGCAUAUCGGAAAUGUGUAGCUGGGGCGGGUGCAUUUGCCAUCCCCGCCUGGCUGGGGCGAAACUUAGUUUGCCGGUCUCUGGCCUCUCAAGGUUCUUGCGAGGAGUUUGGAUAAUCCCUCACAUGGGGACCUUCCAGCUCUUGGCUCCCAGACCCUGCGCCAGGCCUGGGAGAGUGAAACAAAGCCAGAGAAGUGGAAUCUGGCUGGGCACCUCUGGCACUUUCCUGCCAGCACUUGGUGACAGCACACCUCCACAAACUCAGAGUCUGGUGAGGGAGACUAUGGCAUGAAUGAGGACAGAACUGAAGGACAGUCUCCCAGUUCCACAGUCAGCAAUUUGCCCCCUUCCUCCGGGAGUGGUCACUGAGUGCCCCGAACCCAUCAGGCACUCUAGCCCUUUGCUGAAGCUGCACCCUCCGCCUGACGCCUUUCCUAUCUUCCACCCUGGUCAGACACCCGUGCUCCCACCUGCUGUUGGCCUGGACCCAACUCUGGGCUGCGGGGAGUAUUGGGCACCUACUAUGCCUGGCACCCUUAGGGGCUGAGGUCAGGAUUCCUAUUUUGUUUCCUAGAUGAACAAACAGAGACUCAAGGAGGAGAAGUGACUGCCCUGCGGUCCCCCUGGGUGGCAGCAGUGGACACUGGCUUUGGACUUUGGUCAGCCUGACUGUAAAACUCUUCACCAGGCUGGGCGGGGUGGUACGGCAUUGGCUGGGCCUGGUUUAGGAUUUUGGGGUCUGGGUUUGAAUGAGGGAGGGGAGAUGGGGGUGAGCAAUCUCUGUGUCUUCUGCUUCUGGCUCCAGGCCAGGCUCUGGAGACCCGCUUGGUGGCUUGAAUGGAGGUGAUCGAGAGCAACUCAGCGACCCCGGCCUGGUCUCGUGAUGACAGGGGCAGAUGCAGGGCCCCGCAGAGUUGGGGUGGCCGGGGGGCUGGAGGGGGCAGGACCCCGGGGGUGCAGGCAGCCCGACGGCGGCGGGGGACGCGUCCCGGAAAGUCGGGGCGGGGCGGGGGGUGGAGAGGUAGGGGCGCGGCGGGGGCUGGAGCCCCCCUCCCAGCCCCCGCGCGGCUGGGGCACGGCAGGAGGGGGCGCCCGCGGCCCUCCCGGCGCUCGGGCGGGACAAAGGCCGGAGUCCCGGCCCCUCCCCGGCGGUGCGGCGGCGACGGCCCGCGCUCUCAGAGUCCGAGCGGCCGGGCCGGCGCCCGGGGCGACCCCGGCGCCCCGCCCGCCGCCGCCUGACUUCUCCGGCGCCCGAGGUCGCGCGCGCUCAGGCGGGGGCGGCUGGGGAUCUCCAAGCGCCGGCGCUCCCUCCUCCCGCCCGCCCCGCGCCCGCCCGCUCGGCGGCGGCGGAGGAGGCGGAGACGGCUGGCAGGCGGCGGCCAGGCGAGCGCGGCGGCCGGACCGGGGCCAUGGCGCCCGCGCAGCGCCCGCUGCUGCCGCUGCUGCUGCUGCUGCUGCCGCUGCCGCCGCCGCCGCCCUUCGUGCGCGCCGAGGACGCCGCCCGCGCCAACUCGGACCGCUACGCCGUCUACUGGAACCGCAGCAACCCCAGGUUCCACGCGGGCGCGGCGGACGACGGCGGCGGCUACACGGUGGAGGUGAGCAUCAACGACUACCUGGACAUCUACUGCCCGCACUACGGGGCGCCACUGCCGCCGGCCGAGCGCAUGGAGCACUACGUGCUGUACAUGGUCAACGGCGAGGGCCACGCCUCCUGCGACCACCGGCAGCGCGGCUUCAAGCGCUGGGAGUGUAACCGGCCCGCGGCGCCCGGGGGGCCGCUCAAGUUCUCGGAGAAGUUCCAGCUCUUCACGCCCUUCUCGCUGGGCUUCGAGUUCCGCCCGGGCCAUGAGUACUACUACAUCUCUGCCACGCCCCCCAAUGCUGUGGACCGACCCUGCCUGCGGCUGAAGGUUUACGUGCGACCGACCAAUGAGACCCUGUAUGAGGCCCCCGAGCCCAUCUUCACCAGCAAUAACUCAUGCAGCGGCCUGCGCAGCUGCCAGCUCUUCCUCAGCACCGUCCCCGUGCUGUGGACCCUCCUGGGCUCCUAGUGCCCAAUGGGACGUUGGCCCCGCCCUGAUGGCCCGCCUCCGAGACCAAAUAGAGACGCCGCUUCUCCCACGACUGGUGCUGCUUCGCUGGGCAGGGGGCCGUCCACCCGCCCCAGGGCUGGAGGGGGGUGAGGGCAGCCGAGGUCCCCCCACCCUGUGCCAGAGGGGCCGGGUGUCUGCUCAGCUGGCCAUGCUGUCUUGUCCGGGGGACCUGCUGAACCCUGGGAUCUCUUGGUGACGUUGGUUUCUGUUUUUGCUUUUUAAGUGUAUUUUUCAUGGUUGCAUCAGAAAGACUUGAGCUUUUAAUUUAAUUUAUUCCUUGCUGUCAUCUGUGACUUUGGGAAGGAAACAGAAUAGACAGACGGGGCAGGGGUCCCUGGCCCCCUUGAGGGGAGGGGGAUUGGGGCACCCCUGGCCUGGUCACUCCAUUUAUUGGGUCCUGGGUGGAGGCAACCAUGGAAUGGAACCCCAGGUGCCAUGGGACAGGCUGGCCUGAGGCAGAAGGGGUGGGUGGUGAGUCCCCCCGAUUCUGGUCCGGGGCCCUCAGACCCCUGUCCUGCCAGCUCUACCCUCCUCCCUCCUGGUGAUUGUCUCCUAGAGCAGAAAACCACGGGGUUUCACCAGCAGCCACCAUGGAGCCCCGGCACCCUCAAAAUCAUAGCAUUACAACGUCUUAGAGAUGACGUAGGCCCCACCUGUCCCCCCAGCCUCACACAGUCGCCCCCGAGACCGAGAAGACAUUAUAUUUCUGUAAAUAGAGCCAGCAAGUAUAUACUGUGAUUUAUUUUUACUGUAUUCCUGAGGAUGGACUGGAAUGUUUCUUUUUCUCUCACCCCUUCAUGGGGGGAGCUUUUAUUUUGAUGGGGGGGUUGGGGUAGACUUUUUAGCGUAGAAGCCGCACUUCAAAAUAAGCUCCUUUGUCUGUGAGACCCCCUUCCCUCUACCGUAUGACUAAUAAUGUUUGUAAGAAAAGGGAAAACAGGACAAAACAAAACGGGGGGGGCGGGGAACAUCACCACCAAAAAAGAGAUACCCCCUCCCCAAAACACUCUAAUGAAGUAAACAGCGCAUUUAUACAGAUUUCAUAUUUCUACCCGCCUUUCCUGAUCUGUGUUUUAUAUAUAUUAUAUAUAAAUAUAUAUGGCGUGUGGCCGCCGGGGGAUGGCUCGGGCACGCCAGUGGGGGACUUUUGUAGGGGUCGUGGGCGUGCGGCAUUGCCACGCCUGGAGCUGGCGACGGGCCCCGCCCCCCCAUCACAAUCAACUUUGGAUUCUGUAUUUUUUUAUAAUAAAAUAAGCGUAAGCAUC
Messenger RNA from Orcinus orca (killer whale), 5415 nucleotides. It is a transcript of the gene EFNA2, whose product is annotated as ephrin A2. The coding region runs from base 3464 to 4108 and encodes 214 amino acids. Gene Ontology annotation, molecular function: ephrin receptor binding. Gene Ontology annotation, biological process: osteoclast differentiation; ephrin receptor signaling pathway; axon guidance. Lineage: Eukaryota; Metazoa; Chordata; Mammalia; Artiodactyla; Delphinidae. Gene Ontology annotation, cellular component: plasma membrane. The record is from RefSeq and is a predicted model, not a curated record. The transcript is spliced from 4 exons.